Anguilla anguilla (European eel) is the source of this 1639-nucleotide messenger RNA. RefSeq names its product wingless-type MMTV integration site family, member 3A (gene wnt3a). Bases 268 to 1350 code for a protein of 360 amino acids. Gene Ontology annotation, cellular component: extracellular region. NCBI's taxonomy places the organism in Eukaryota, Metazoa, Chordata, Actinopteri, Anguilliformes, Anguillidae. Gene Ontology annotation, molecular function: frizzled binding; cytokine activity. The transcript has 4 exons. The record is from RefSeq and is a predicted model, not a curated record. Gene Ontology annotation, biological process: cell fate commitment; neuron differentiation; multicellular organism development.
CCUGACUGACAGAGAAAGAGAGCGCGAGAGAACUGUAUCGUCAGAAUUCCCCCUUUGGCAAUACAUGCUGAUUGGGUCUCAAAAGCGAGCAGCUUUAAAACUUUUAAUAUUUGCCUCCCGUGUUCUGCCUUGACUGGUCGCGAAGGGCUGUCUCUGAAGCAACUAUCAGACAAGGGAAGAGAUUUGGUCUGCAGUGAGAAUUUUUUUUCAUUGCAAACGUGUGUGUGCGCGCGAGUCUGUGUGCGUGCGUGUGUCUGAGGGGAAAAAAUGUUUUCCGAAACUUUUUUAAGGAUGAUCUACCAUGGAUGUUUCCUGUUUCUUUGUGGGCUUACGCAUGUCAUGGCAAGUUAUCCUAUUUGGUGGUCACUCGCGGUUGGCCACCAGUACUCCUCGCUGGGCACCCAGCCCAUCCUGUGCGGCUCCAUCCCCGGCCUCGUGCCCAAGCAGCUGCGGUUUUGCCGGAACUACGUGGAGAUCAUGCCCAGCGUGGCCGAGGGCGUCAAGAUCGGCAUCCAGGAGUGCCAGCAUCAGUUCCGCGGCCGGCGCUGGAACUGCACCACCAUCAAUGACAACCUUGCCAUCUUCGGACCCGUGCUGGACAAAGCCACGAGAGAGUCGGCGUUCGUGCACGCCAUCGCCUCGGCCGGGGUGGCCUUCGCGGUGACGCGCUCCUGCGCCGAGGGCUCGGCCACCAUCUGCGGCUGCGACACGCGGCACAAGGGCCCCCCUGGGGAGGGCUGGAAGUGGGGCGGCUGCAGCGAGGACGUGGAGUUCGGCAGCAUGGUGUCCCGCGAGUUUGCCGACGCCAGGGAGAACCGGCCCGAUGCGCGCUCCGCCAUGAACCGACACAACAACGAGGCCGGACGCACGUCUAUUAAUGACCACAUGCACUUGAAGUGCAAGUGCCAUGGUCUGUCAGGGAGCUGCGAAGUCAAGACCUGCUGGUGGUCCCAGCCUGACUUCCGGGUGAUCGGCGAUUACCUGAAGGACAAGUACGACAGCGCCUCGGAGAUGGUGGUGGAGAAGCACCGGGAGUCCCGGGGGUGGGUGGAGACUCUGCGGCCCAAGUACACCUUCUUCAAGCCGCCCACCGAGCGCGACCUGGUCUACUACGAGAACUCGCCCAACUUCUGCGAGCCCAACCCCGAGACGGGGUCGUUCGGCACGCGGGACCGCGCCUGCAACCUGACGUCCCACGGCAUCGACGGCUGCGACCUCCUCUGCUGUGGCCGGGGCCACAACACCCGGACGGAGAGGCGCAAGGAGAAGUGCCACUGCAUCUUCCACUGGUGCUGCUACGUCAGUUGCCAGGAGUGCGUGCGGGUCUACGACGUCCACACCUGCAAAUAGGGCCCCCCCUGCCCCCACCACCCCGUGCUGCGCUCCUAUCUGAUCCCCUCCUCUGAUGAAACCGUUUCAACUGAGAGAAGAAGGCAGCAGACGGAGCCAGAAGGCUCAAGACCCUUUUGCUGACGCUCGUCUCGAGUGAGGAGGAGAUGUGGCCUUUUCUUGCGGCUUUUUUACACACGAAAGACACAAAAAAACCCUGUGCAGAAUUGAGCAGACCGCUCCACGAAUAUAAUCGGCGUAGGCGAUAGCCAUUUGGCAAAGAUAUUUAGCCUUGGUCCUAGGUAACCCC